Molecule: messenger RNA, 1144 nt
Organism: Alligator sinensis (Chinese alligator)
Lineage: Eukaryota; Metazoa; Chordata; Crocodylia; Alligatoridae
Exons: 8
Coding region: 1-1008 (335 amino acids)
Source: RefSeq, a predicted model, not a curated record
AUGAGGAAACACCGUCUUCCCUGCCCCCCCCAGCUUCCUGGUUCUCAGCACAUACGGAAGCUGCCAGGCAGUGCUACCAUGUGCGGGGCCUUCAUCUUCCUUCUGGCCCUCCACCUAGCCGGGGCCAGCCCAGGUCAGACCAGUGCUCCCCACACCCCCACAACCGCCUCCCAAACUCCCCUCCCAACCCUGCUUAUAUCCCUUACCCCCCGGGGGGCUAUGCUAACCACCCUCCUCCCCCCACCUUGUGCCCCGCAGUGGCUGCAGAGCUGGGUGCAGCUGGACCCAGGGGCCAGGCUGCGUUGCUGGUUCUAUGCUGUGGCCGUGUCACGCCCAGGUGGGCGCCUCCUGCUGGACAUUGCCAGGCUCCAGCGCUGGCACGAGGGCGCCUACCGUUGCACCCCUAUGCCUCUCAAUGACACUUUCGUCCCUGAGCCCGGCCCAAGCAACGCCUCUGGAGAAGCCACCUUCCUGCUGCACGUGGACUACUUGCGGGACGUGUGGGUGACGUGGCCGGACGCAUGGUGUGGGACUGUGGGUGACACCGUGACCGUGACUGAGGGCGAGGACCUGGAGCUGGAGUGUGCUGCUGAGGCCUCGCGGCCCCCCAAGUUUGACUGGACCCGUGACGGCGAGGCCUGGACACUGCAGGCACAGACUCUGGGGUUGCGUGGGCUGCAGCAGGACCAGGCUGGUACCUACCGAUGCCAUGCGCGGCUGUCGGGCCUAACACAGAGCCGUGCCGUGACUGUGCUGGUGGAGCCACCCGCCGGCACCCAGCGCCUUGAGGCAGCACAGGCCCCUGGUGCGCCGGCGCUGGUCCUGGCCGUGGUGCUGCCCGUGGUGCUCCUGGUUGUGCUGGCAACAGUGCUGGCUGCCUGGGUGCAGUGCCGCCACCCUGCCAAGAGCCCCCCGCCGGAGGUGUCUGGCCAGCGCAUCCCCAUCUUCAAGGGCAGCCUGGAGUCGGUGCCGGGGGGUGCUGGGGACACGCACCCUCUGGUCCGCUGACACAGCCCCUGGGAUGCAGGAGCCGGUCGCUAGCUGGAUGCAGACCCUGCUGGAAGCACAGCUGAGGGGAGGGGGGCUGUAACAGGGGCGGGGGAGGCACCGAAAGCACUGACUGCAAUAAAGACACUAAACAUGG